Messenger RNA from Ceratotherium simum simum (southern white rhinoceros), 645 nucleotides. RefSeq names its product PTTG1 interacting protein (gene PTTG1IP). The record is from RefSeq and is a predicted model, not a curated record. Lineage: Eukaryota; Metazoa; Chordata; Mammalia; Perissodactyla; Rhinocerotidae. Gene Ontology annotation, cellular component: cytoplasm; nucleus. Gene Ontology annotation, biological process: protein import into nucleus.
GCAGAGGCUUCCUGGCCCCUGUCCGAGGUGUGGUGCGUCCGGUCGACGACCGACCGACCGACGGACUGACCGGCGGGGCCCCAGCCACCAUGGCGUCCGACGGGCCCCGCGGGCUGAUGCCGCGGUGGGGACUGUGCCUCGGCGGCGCCGCGCUGCUCCUGCUGCUCCUCCCGGCGGCCGCGGCGCAGGAGCAGCCCGGAGCGGCUUGUUCUCAGAACACAAACAGAACCUGUGAAGAAUGCCUGAGAAACGUCUCUUGUCUCUGGUGCAACACCAACAAGGCGUGCCUGGACUACCCAGUGACAAAAGUCCUGCCUCCUGGGUCUCUCUGUAAGCUGAGUUCUGCACGCUGGGGCGUUUGCUGGGUGAACUUCGAGGCAUUGAUUAUUGCCAUGUCGGUGUUGGGGGGAGCCAUCCUCCUGGGCAUCGCCGUCUGCUGCUGCUGCUGCUGCCAGAGGAAGAGGAGCCGGAAGCCAGACAAGAGUGAGGAGAAGGCCAUGCGCGAGCGAGAAGAGAGGAGGAUACGGCAGGAGGAAAGGAGAGCAGAGAUGAAGUCAAGACAUGAUGAAAUCAGGAGAAAAUAUGGUUUGUUUAAAGAAGAAAACCCAUAUGCUCGAUUUGAAAACAACUAAAGGGCACUUCCCG